AUGUCUCUCACCAAUGAUGACAUCAUUUGGUAUUCUUAUAUUUACGACAAUAUUGAGAUUAUUGAUAGUUAUGGGGAGUUCUCUUAUGUGUCUCUUCUUGGUACACAAGGAGGAAUCAACUAUAACCUGGCUUUGGCAAUACAUCAAUUUGGGUUCUUUAUGAAAGACAAACCAAAUAACACUUUGUUAGAAGGUUUAUUUUUCCAAGAAGGGAAAUACACUAAAGGAUUAUGGGGUAUAAUGGUGCAUGCUUGGCACAAUAUUCAUAGGAAAGUAAAAAGUGAGUUUGGAUUGAAGAAUUGUGUAGAUUUGGAGCCUUACACUAGUUGGGUGAAUAGGAGAGCAAAAGAAUUCAAGAUUCCUUACGCUUAUGAGAAACCUAUGUCUUUAGUAGUGGCCACAUCACCCACUAUUCAUAUUAAAGGCAUAGAAGAGUUUCAAGAAGCUUUGGUUAGGAUGGAGCAAGAAAAGGAUGCUUGGGAAGACGAGUUUCAUGCUUCAAACCUCAAGAAGAUAGAAUUGCAGAAGGAGUUGAAGGACAUGGAUGACUUGAUAGAGUUGCUUGAGCAACGUGCCAUGAAGAGGUCAAGGAACCAAGAGGAUUUAUUUUCCUCUAACAUUUCAUCAUCUACUAAUCUUCCUAUUUCCAGUGUUUGGAAAGACAUUGUAGAUCAGCUUGUGAUGGAGAAGGAUGUCAUGAAGAAUAACUAUGAAAGAGAGAUCAAAAGACUUCACAAGAAGUAUUAG
This is a messenger RNA of Lathyrus oleraceus (garden pea), 747 nucleotides long. RefSeq lists its product as uncharacterized. The record is from RefSeq and is a predicted model, not a curated record. The transcript has a single exon. Lineage: Eukaryota; Viridiplantae; Streptophyta; Magnoliopsida; Fabales; Fabaceae. Bases 1 to 747 code for a protein of 248 amino acids.